Molecule: messenger RNA, 2092 nt
Organism: Paramormyrops kingsleyae
Lineage: Eukaryota; Metazoa; Chordata; Actinopteri; Osteoglossiformes; Mormyridae
Gene: chodl
Product: chondrolectin
Biological process (GO): positive regulation of axonogenesis
Cellular component (GO): cytoplasm
Source: RefSeq, a predicted model, not a curated record
GAGAAUACGUAUCAGGGGAGGACUGACAUCUCAGUCCAACCUGCCUUACGCACAUUUGAAAACUAUUAUGACGAUUCUAAACAGCGAAACACCUUUACAAAAAAAUAUAGGCGUACGUACAGGUGUUCGUGUAGUGUUAGGUAAAGUUCUGUCAAAAGUACUAAGCUAACCAGAAUGAUAAAAUACAGUUUUGUACAUAUUUCUAUCGCGAUAAAAAAGAAACAAUACUAAUUUAAAAGUCAUUUUUAGUGCCGCCUGAUCACCCCGGUUGAGCCGCAUUUCACACGCUGUACGGAGCCCCGGGAGACGCCAAUCUGCGUUUGACAGAGCGAUAUGCUGUCAUCAGGCUUCAGUCGUAAUCCUGCAGAAAACCAUUAGGAUCCGGAAGUCGCCGCGCAGCCCUGCUACGCCAGUGCUUCUUCCCGGUGCCCACAAGUCACUCACUGUAUGCGUGCAUGCUGGCACAGCUAAAUACAGAUGUUAAGAAAUACAGCAACUUGUCUCUCGCAAGUACAUCCUGGAUUGCGCUAACCUCUUCUGUGCUCAGGAAGCUGAAAUCCAGGAGCAGAGACGCGCAGUGAGCAAGAAAAAGAAAAAACGAAGUAAAGCAAGGAAACAGGUCAGACGGUGUGCCUCGGCGGUCCGGCGGAGCCCUGUUACAAGCUUGCGUACUUCCGUGACAUGACAAGCCGUGUUGCCUUCAUAGAGGCGCAGCGCGCAUGCGAGAUGGAUGGGGGCACCCUGCUGAGUGUGGAGAGUGGAGCAGAGCAGAGGCUCAUUGAGCACCUUCUCCAGGAGCUCAGCAACGCCUCCUCUGGGUCCGCCUUAGGGCCGGGGGCAGUGGAUGGAGACUUUUGGAUUGGGCUGACACGGACAGAAGGGGAGCCCCAGGACCAUGGGCGCUUUGCAUCAUGCCCAGACCUGUACCGCUGGACAGACGGGAGCACUGCUACAUUCAGAAACUGGUACUACGAUGAGCCGUCGUGUGGCGGGGAGGCCUGUGUGGUCAUGUACCACCAGCCCAAUGCUCUCAGCGGCCUGGGGGGGCCAUACUUGUACCAGUGGAAUGAUGACCGAUGCAAUAUGAAGCACAACUUCAUCUGCAAGUACAAGCCAGACAACGUGCAGGACAAGAAGUUCUCAGCAAAGCCAGGACCAUCAGAGCCAGACCUCUCUAACAAGGAGCCGGAUGUGAAGGAGGAGACCCUAGUCCCGCCUCACGUGAUAGCUACAGGCCCCUCGGGCCUCCUCCUGGUUUACGUCAUCAUCCCCACCAUCCCACUGCUCCUCCUCAUCCUGGUGGCUUCUGGCACCUGCUGUUUCCAGAUGCUCAGCAAGAGCAAGCCACGGGCCAAAACCAGUGUGACCCAGCCCACCCUCUGGAUCUCCAAGACGCCCAAAACAGACAGCGGCAUGGAGGUGUGAAGUCCUGCACCACAGAAUGCCCUGCAUUACCAACUCCCCCCUGUCCCCACCGCUACUCUUUACGUUGAUGUUACGUUCUGUUGAUGUUAAUGGCUGAGAUCGCCCCCCUGAUGGCCUGAACAGUACAGCACCUGGGAGCUGCCCCCUCCCUCACAAACCCAUCUCCCUCCUCCCUUACCUCAUGCUUAUCUGGUACCAGCAUCCCCCCUCAGCUGUUUCUUCAUCUGGAAGGAGCCCCAGGCACAUUCAGUGCUGACCCCCCCUGCCUCCCUCCUACUUAGGAGCAUCACAGUGGAUACCAGGGCAGUAAAAGAUUAAUGCUGCAUAAUAAAGUGUUUGGGGGAGUUAAGAGUGGCCUCAACAUGGUGACAGAGAGAUUCUGAACAUGCAAGACUUUGAGGGGCGUUGAAUUGCAGCAGAGAGGGGUGGCAGGCAGAUUUCCAGCAUUCCAACAGCCUGUAUCGCUGCCCCCCGCUAGAUGGAAGUGGUGCAAUCUGUGUGUUGCUGAAAAGGUGUAGACUGGCGUGUUUUGUAUCCAUGUUUGCUGUGGAAAUGUGGACCUCCCAGAUAAAUGCUUGUUUAACACCGUUUCCAGAUUAAUGUAAGUGAAAAUGUUCUGCCCAUGUGUUGUCAUGUGAAGAGGAUAUCAAUUAAAGCCUUUACGUGA